AAUCGAUUUGCGGUGUGAAAUCACAUUUCUUACCAAUAAAUAUUAUAGCGGAAUACCUUUUUGCGAUAAUUAAAUAUAUUCAAAAUUUCUAUUUCUUAAUUCAAUGACAGCAAUUAAUGUUUAUGCGACUAGUUGUACCACAGACAAUUUAAGUAGACAUGAAAUGCUUACUUGGGUCAAUGAAUGCAUACAAAGCCAUUUUAUAAAAAUAGAGCAGCUCUGCAGUGCUACAGCGUAUUGUAAUUUUAUUGAUAUGCUUUUCCCAGGUUCUAUCAAUCUGAAAAAGGUUAAAUUUACUGCUGCUUUAGAGCAUGAAUAUAUCCAAAAUUUUAAACAAUUACAAGCAGCUUUUAAAAAGUUAAAUGUUGACAAGAUCAUACCAGUGGACAAAUUAGUUAAGGGCCGAUUUCAAGAUAAUUUCGAAUUUGUACAAUGGUUCAAGAAAUUUUUCGACGUCAAUUACAACGGAGAUCACAAUGGAUAUGACGCGUUCUCCGCUCGGGAUGGCGUCGAUCUCCCACCGUCCUCCCUUAAUAUGACCUCAAAGGUAUCAAGCGCUCCAAAAUCAUCUUACUCAAAUAAUUCGAGCAACAAUUUGCAUCACGCUCCCGCUCCCAAAAAGAUUUCUCCUAAAACGCACAUAAGCCCCAUUAAUAAUACUCCACAAGGGGCCAGGACACCUAAGGUAGUUCCCAAUAUUUCCAAUAAUGUUUUGGGCAAUAAAAUUGCGAACAAUGGAAACAUCGGGGGGAACAACGUGAACGGAAGUAGUCAACAGAUGUCUGAAUAUAAAAAAGAGAUCGAACAAUUGACCAGGAUGCUAGAAGAGACCGAUAUCGAAAGAAACUUUUAUUACUCAAAAUUGAGGAGCAUCGAAAUGUAUUGCCAGGAAUUGGAAGUCAAAGGAGUAAUAGACUCCAAUUUGGAGAAAGUACUUUCAAUCAUUUACUCCACCGAGGAAGGCUUUGAGAUACCCGAUGAAAUUUCCAAUAACAAUAAUAGUUCUUAUCCCAAUCAUGAUUCGAACGCCGCCCAAAAUUCUGAUCACGAUUUGAUUAACGACGGCGGAAAAAAUGGUGCUACUACCCAAUCAUCGUUAAUAUCUAAAAAUGGGAACAGUACUACUACCAACCAAACCUUCGAGAAAGAGGAUCAUCACGAUAAAUAUGAAGAGAAUCAGGAAGAAGAGGAGGGGCUUAACGAAUUCGAUUCUUACGAAAAACAAUUGAUUGAUAGCUUUUAUUUUGAAAAGAGAUGAAAUUUUGUUAUUUUUUAUUUAUUCAUUAAUUUAUCAUAUUCGCGAAUAUUCUUUGCUCCAACUACGCUUCCUUCGUGCUCUUCUCAUUUCGAAGCGAUAAUCUAUUAAACGAUGCCUUACCAGUCGAACAAGCCGGAGGUGAUCUUAUUAACAACGAAAGCCAUCAAUUGGAAAAUAACGAUGAUUGAAUAACCAUGAAAUAUCGCAAUAUGUCUACUUUUACAUAA
Messenger RNA from Gordionus sp. m RMFG-2023, 1485 nucleotides. RefSeq names its product microtubule-associated protein RP/EB family member 1-like. Gene Ontology annotation, cellular component: microtubule organizing center; cytoplasmic microtubule; spindle midzone. The coding region runs from base 104 to 1258 and encodes 384 amino acids. NCBI's taxonomy places the organism in Eukaryota, Metazoa, Nematomorpha, Gordioida, Chordodea, Parachordodidae. Gene Ontology annotation, molecular function: microtubule plus-end binding. Gene Ontology annotation, biological process: spindle assembly; regulation of microtubule polymerization or depolymerization; protein localization to microtubule. The record is from RefSeq and is a predicted model, not a curated record. The transcript is spliced from 7 exons.